This is a messenger RNA of Hevea brasiliensis (rubber tree), 1720 nucleotides long. Its product is annotated as homeobox-leucine zipper protein HAT5. Gene Ontology annotation, molecular function: DNA-binding transcription factor activity, RNA polymerase II-specific; sequence-specific DNA binding. The transcript is spliced from 3 exons. Bases 375 to 1289 code for a protein of 304 amino acids. NCBI's taxonomy places the organism in Eukaryota, Viridiplantae, Streptophyta, Magnoliopsida, Malpighiales, Euphorbiaceae. The record is from RefSeq and is a predicted model, not a curated record. Gene Ontology annotation, cellular component: nucleus. Gene Ontology annotation, biological process: positive regulation of DNA-templated transcription.
UCAUCUAGCCCUCCUUCGCAGAGAAAAAUCUCUCUCUUUCUUUGUCUCUCUCUCUCAAAGUUUUCAACUUUCAAAAACCUCCCUUUCUCUUUUGUCUCUGUGUCUGUCUCCAAGGCAGAGAGUCUUUUUCGUAUGCCCCAGCCUUCUCUUCUUCCUCUGAGUGAUGGGUGUGAGCUUUCUUUACUCUCAGACUUUCCACAUUGCCGUGAUCCUCAUCACCACCUUCUAUCGUCAUAGGUCCUAGAUUGCACUGACUUAAACGCAUGAACCCUUUUUCAUUAUUUCUCAUUAAUAUGGCCUUUUAAGCCUCUGGGAAUUCAAAGUACAAAAGCAUAACAAAAAACAGUAAAACAAAAGAAACAGAAGGAAAAGCUAUGGCAUGUGAUAAAGUCUCUGAUGUUUCAAACAUGACUGUUUUGCUUCAAAACGACACUCUCCCAUGUGAUUCUCUCUGGAUUCCCACUUCUUCUGCCAUCGUUCAUGGUGCAAAAUCUGUGGUUAACUUUGAGAAUGGUGGUGGUGAAGAGGACACCAUGGAUACGCCAUUCUUCCAGGGUAUUGUUAAAGAAGAAAAUGGCGAUGAGGAUUUUGAUGUGUGCCUUAACCCACCCGGGAAGAAAAGGAGGCUCACAGCUGGUCAAGUUCAAUUUCUUGAAAGAAACUUUGAUGUAGAAAAUAAGCUUGAUCCAGAGAGAAAGAUACAACUUGCUAAGGAACUUGGGUUACAGCCUCGCCAAGUUGCAAUAUGGUUUCAAAAUCGGCGGGCUCGGUUUAAGAACAAACAGCUGGAAAAGGACUAUGAUUCUUUGAAAACCAGCUACGAUAGGCUCAAGGGUGAUUAUGACAAUCUCCUAAAAGAGAAAGAGAAUUUGAAAAUUGAGCUUGUUUCCCUGAAAGCGAAAUUGCUGGCUCGAGAGAAAGGGAUUGGAAAUUUAGAACCAGUUGAAGCCAUCAAUUCACCUAAUGUAGAACUUCAAAACGCAGUUCCUAAAACUGUUUCUGAAGUGGUUUCCAAUGCACCAUUGGUGAUACCCAAACAGGAAGAGGCAACUUCAGCUAAAAGUGAUGUGUUGGAUUCGGAUAGCCCGCAUUCAUUUUUGGAGCCUGGUGAUUCUUCUCAUGUUUUUGAGCCAGACCAAUCAGAUUUCUCACAAGAUGAAGAAGAUGAUCUUAGCAGAAGCUUUUUGCCCACACCAUACUUCCCAAAACUCUACCAUGAUCCGCCUGCAAAUUCAUGUAGUUUUGAAUUCCCAGUGGAAGAUCAACCAUUUUGGUCCUAUACUUACUGAGUUCAUCUCAUGUCAUAUUGCCUGCGAAUUCAAAUCAAGGUUCUCUGUUGUAAUUAUAUAUAUCUUCAAAAGUGCUCGCCUUUACCAUAUCCUGUGCUUGGCUUGUGACUCUUUCCACAAGACUUAUCCUGCGUGGUAGAAGCAGCUUUUAAAUGUGAUCAGACUUCAUUUACGCCCACAUUUGAGAUGCUUCUUUUGAAAAUGGGGUCUUCAAUCUGCUCAAAUCCGUGGCAACAAGCAAGCACAUAAGAGGGUCGCAAAUGCAUAGUUCAACCGUUCAAGCUCGCAAGGAGAAGUCAGGAAAAUAUGUCCAAGAAAAAUGAAAUGAUUGUUUCUUGAUGGAACAAGCAUAGACUUGUCCUGGAGUGAAUUAAUGUGUAAAAUUAAUCGAAAAAUUACUAUAAGUAUGAUAAAAUAAAAUUUUAAAAUAA